Sesamum indicum (sesame) is the source of this 2071-nucleotide messenger RNA. RefSeq names its product serine/threonine-protein kinase BSK2. Gene Ontology annotation, biological process: protein phosphorylation; brassinosteroid mediated signaling pathway. Gene Ontology annotation, molecular function: protein kinase activity; protein binding; ATP binding. NCBI's taxonomy places the organism in Eukaryota, Viridiplantae, Streptophyta, Magnoliopsida, Lamiales, Pedaliaceae. The record is from RefSeq and is a predicted model, not a curated record.
AUUUGCUCUGCAGACUCUCUCUCUCCUUCUCCCUCUCUCUUCACGUGCCAAUCAUCGAGUUAUCAUGUGCCCACUCUCUGUCUUCCCUCUCUCUCAGUGCUCUUAAUCAUCCUUCCCCACACAAACUGUAUUGCUCCAAGUUUCUUCUCUUCCAUUGACUAGUAAAGAUCAAGUUCUUAGCCUUGUUUCUUGAAACCCAUCAAGGUUUUCAGCUGAGAUAUAUUUUUCUUGCAUAGAAGCAUAAAAACGUUUCACACACACAGAUAUACACACACUGAGUGAGUGUGAAGUGUGUGAAUGUGAGUACAGUCAAGAUGGGCUGUUUGCAGUCCAAAACUGCCAAUGUCCAGUCCCCUGACCAAGAACCUUCACAGCCCGACUCAAAACCAGAUCUGGCAAAUGGGGACCAAGUGGAUCAAGAUCAAGUGCCUGCAUUUAAGGAAUUUGGACUUGCAGAGUUACGUGCUGCAACAAAUGGUUUUAGUAGCGACCUGAUAGUUUCAGAGAGUGGAGAGAAAGCUCCUAAUGUUGUGUAUAGAGGUAAGCUUCGAAGUAAUAGGCUUGUCGCCAUUAAGCGCUUCUCGAAGCAGUCAUGGCCGGAUCCCCAGCAGUUUGUGGCAGAAGCUGCUGGAGUUGGCAAGGUUAGACAUAAGAGAUUGGUGAACUUAAUCGGCUGUUGUGCUGAAGGAGAUGAACGCCUAUUAGUUGCUGAAUACAUGCCCAAUGAUACACUGUCAAAGCAUCUCUUUCAUUGGGAUAAGCAGCCUCUGCCAUGGGAAAUGCGUGUGAGAGUUGCACACCACAUAGCACAAGCUCUUGAUCACUGCAACACUGAAAACCGGAAAAUCUAUCAUGAUUUGAAUGCCUACAGAGUCCUUUUUGAUGAGGAUGGUGACCCUAGGUUAUCUAGUUUUGGUUUGAUGAAGAACAGUAGGGAUGGGAAGAGUUAUAGCACCAAUUUGGCGUACACUCCCCCUGAGUUUUUGCGAACAGGUAGGGUCAUUCCAGAGAGCGUGAUAUACAGUUAUGGAACUGUUCUUCUGGACCUUCUGAGCGGAAAGCACAUCCCGCCUAGUCAUGCCUUGGAUUUAAUACGGGGAAAGAAUGUUUUAUUGCUGAUGGAUUCAUCUCUGGAAGGACAAUAUGCUAAUGAAGAUGCUACUGCAUUGGUUGAACUUGCAUCAAAGUGCCUCCAGUAUGAGGCAAGGGAUCGGCCUGAUGUCAAGUUUCUUCUUACGGGAGUAGCACCCCUUCAGAAGCAGAAAGAGGUUGCAUCACAUGUGCUUAUGGGUCUGACAAAAACGCCUGUGGUCCUACCCACUUUGCUUUCUCCUCUUGGAAAGGCUUGCGCAAGGAUGGAUCUUACUGCAGUACAUGACAUUUUACUGAAAACGGGCUAUAAAGAUGAAGAGGGUGCAGAGAAUGAGCUUUCAUUCCAAGAAUGGACACAACAAGUUCAAGAUAUGCUAAACACGAAGAAAUUUGGAGAUAUUGCAUUCAGGGACAAAGAUUUCAAGAGCGCAAUCGACUACUACUCCAAGCUAGUAUCAAUGAUGUCUGUUCCAUCCGGCACGGUAUUCGUGAGACGGGCUCUCUCCUAUCUGAUGAUAGGCCAACCAGAACUAGCACUCAGAGACGCAAUGCAGGCUCAGGUUUGUUUGCCUGAGUGGCCGACGGCUUUCUACAUGCAGGCCCUCGCCCUUUCUAAGCUUGGAAUGGAGACAGACGCUCAAGACAUGCUCAACGAUGGGGCCUCGUUCGAAGCCAAGAAGCAAAACAGUUGGCGCAACUAAGUUAUACGGUUGAAGAACGGUUAGGAAUCCGGUUGUCUUGUCGACUGUCGGAAUUAGAUUCUAGUUUAUGACGUUUGAUGAGGCGAGAGUAACUUAUGGUGUGAUCUUACUUUCUCUGUUCUAGUUUAAAUAGCUUCAUAUACACAGAAAAAAAAUGUAUAAAGGCUUUGCAGGUCAGUUUCUGAGUUGGCUGUUGCUUGUCAAAUGCAAUGUGCAUCAAGGUAUGUAAUCUGGUGAAUUAUUAAUGAUCCUAAAUGGAUUUGGUUCAUUGCACAACA